Molecule: messenger RNA, 1652 nt
Organism: Aplosporella prunicola CBS 121167
Lineage: Eukaryota; Fungi; Ascomycota; Dothideomycetes; Botryosphaeriales; Aplosporellaceae
Exons: 2
Coding region: 10-1494 (494 amino acids)
Source: RefSeq, a predicted model, not a curated record
ACACCAGACAUGUCUACUUACCAACAAGGACGGACCCGCGGCCGCGGGGGUUGGAGAGGAACGAGCUCCCGAGGAUUCUUUGCUGACCACCCAACUUUCAGUUCAAACAGAGCUGAUAGAGGGCGACCACAACAACAAAGCUCUGAGAGUACUCCCAGAACGCCGUCACCUCCUCUUGGUCCCAUCCUGAAGACAAUCAUAGGAAAUGACCUGGAAGACAUUCCAUACUCAAACUAUUUAGAUUGCAAAAUUUCCAAUUGCGAGUAUGUCGGAUCAUACAAUUGGCUCAACAGGAGUAAUCCCACCAUCAAAGUUCCAGGUCGACCACCAGUCUGGAAGCCGUUGGACAAGCCGAAGACUUUAGCGGAAGAUAACGGCACUUACUUUCGUGACCUCAAUUCUGCGCGCUUUCCCCAGUACCCCAUCGAACCUGCAAUUCGAGCACUUCUUACAACCAACCCAACCUUUCUAUCAGCGGAUAUUGAUGUCUUCGGCUGCAGCAGCACCAUCGGUAACCUGCUGAGAUUCGUUCGAGGUAUCGACAAACCGUUCAGAUUUCUCGUCGAGGUGGUUGGGGAUACCGUUUUCUUCAUUCGAAGAGAGAACUCUCCGACUGAAACCAUACCAGAUGUCAGAGGAUUUGGCCAUACUUUUCCUGAGAACUACACGGAAUGGAAAGUGGACGUUAGCGGUUCUGAGACUCAUCAGCGCCUCAUCAGGUACAACUUCGGCGGUCUUCAGUUCGUCGUACGUUUCGAAGCCGAUGGUUACUUUGACAAUCUUGCGUCGCCAGAGGGCACCACGUCAACACCGGCUACUCCAGGACAGAAAGAGUCGGAUGGUUUCUCGCUCUCCGAUGCUCUUCACCAAAGUUCCAUGUCACAUCGGCCUUCGUCAUCUAAUGCUCUUUUGAGCUUGGAGCAGGGCGGCACAGAAAUCCCCCAAGAGGCUAUUUUCGACCUCAAAACGCGGUCGAUCAGGCGAAAAGACGUGGAUGUCGUGUCCGAUGAGAUAGGCCGUCUCUGGGUUUCGCAAAUUCCAAACAUGAUUCUCGCAUAUCAUGAAAGGGGCUUUUUUAAGAAGGAAGAGAUUCACAUCCAUGACGUUCGCCAUAAGGUCACUGAAUGGGAAGAUCAAAACCAGAAAGUCCUAGGUCAACUUGCCAUACUGAUCAGGAAGAUCACACAUAUUGCUAAGAGCAACGGUGACGGGAAAUUGGAGAUCAGAAGAAAGGAAGCCGACAUCCUGGAGAUACGUAAGCAGAAAGAGGGUGCCGCGUCCGCAAUGUCGCCAGAGACGAAGGAAAUUUGGGAAGGGGAAGGCUCAGAUGUUGGAGGGAAUCUCGUGGAUCUCCAUGAAAAAGACGAUGGAUAUGAUGAGGAUUACGUCUUUGAGUCUCGCUAUUCGUACACGCACUAUAGUGACGAGUCAGAGCCGGAUUACACGGCUUGUUCUGCGGAUGAUUGCGGGUAUUGCGGACAUUGCAGCUAUUAGUAGUUCGACCGAUGAUCUGGCGUCGUUUCUGAUGGAGGAUGAUGGAUAGGUGAAGGCGAUGUAGAAGUCUGGUAUAUAGCUUGUCAUCAACCCGGAAGAUGUGGGUCUGUUGGACGGCCGGAGUUUAGCCUUGGUGACUCGUUUCUGAAUAUGACGCA